Molecule: messenger RNA, 449 nt
Organism: Heterotrigona itama
Lineage: Eukaryota; Metazoa; Arthropoda; Insecta; Hymenoptera; Apidae
Source: the annotation of a GenBank genome assembly
AUGGCGAAUAUGAAGAUUAUGAAAUUUUUAGAAGCCUCCAAUAAAGUGUAUAAACCUAAUAUUAUAAGAUUAAUAACAAGAAAUGUGCAUGAUGUAACUACAGAAUCUGCUAAAAAAGUUACUCAUACUGGUCAGAUCUAUGAUGAGGAUGAUUAUCGUAAUGUACGAUUUGUAAAUAGGCCAAAGGAAGUUAACGAUAAUUGGGCUAUUAAAUUGAUUGAUGAGAUUCCUCCUACGUCUGUAAAAGAUAAAAUUGUUGCUUGCGACGGAGGAGGUGGACCUUUGGGGCAUCCGAAAGUUUAUAUUAAUUUGGUAUAAAUUAUAAAUAUUUGCAACAUUAAUAAAUAUGUUCAUUAAAUUUAUUUACAUACUUGAUUUCAUUUUAGGAUAAACCUGGUAACCAUACUUGUGGAUAUUGUGGUUUACGUUUUUAUAAAGAAGAUCAUUGA